This is a messenger RNA of Peniophora sp. CBMAI 1063, 1620 nucleotides long. Lineage: Eukaryota; Fungi; Basidiomycota; Agaricomycetes; Russulales; Peniophoraceae. The record is from the annotation of a GenBank genome assembly.
AUGUCUUUUGAUGCGGAUGUUCUCGUCGUCGGUGCUGGACCUGUCGGUCUUGUCGGCGCCCUCGCUCUUGCCAUGAAUGGCGUCAAGGUUCGCGUCAUAGAAAAGUUACCAGCGCUUGCCAGUGGCCAGCGUGGUGCCGGUCAGCAACCGCGCACGAUGGAGACGUACCGCAUGCUCGGUAUAGCUGAUGAAGUCAAAGCCAACGGCUCGUUGCUCUCCCGUGUCCAGACAUACGAUGCGGAGGGGCGACCAGGAGCGGUCGUCGAGAUGAUGGACUGGGGUCAGAAGACACCCAGUGUACCCGAACCAGAGGCUUGGGUACUAGGACAGGACUGGGUUUGCAAGAUCUCCAGCCGGCACUUGAAAGAGCGAUUCGGGAUCAACGUCGAGUUUGGGCAUGAGCUCGUCAGCAUAGAGCAGGACGAUGAUGGUGCUACUGCUACUGCUCGCGUGAACGACACUGAGCGGUCAAUUCGUGUCAAGUACAUUGUCGGCACGGAUGGUGGCAAAGGUGUUACCCGCAGACUCGCAGGUGUCAGCCUUGUAAACCAAUCGGACGCCGAGGCCCGAUCCGUCAUUGGAGACGUCGUGUUGCGCGGAUUCUACGACACUGAGUACAUGCAUUUGUUCCGUGACGCGAGCGGGGAUAGUCUCAUGGUGCGUCCGGUGCAUGAGGCGCCAGGGCUGUUCUUUAUCUUUGGACAUGGAUCGACCCUUGAUGUCGCCCGGGCAGCGACGGACGUCGAUUAUCUCUUGCAAUGGCUACGCUCUGUGACGAAGCGUACGGAAAUGACCAUCGAUUCGGUGUCAUCUUUGGCUGAGUGGAGACUCAACGUGCGUAUAUGUGAAAGGUUUCAAUCAGGAAGGAUUCUGCUUGCCGGAGACGUCGCCCAUCUCCAUAGCCCGACUGGUGGUCAAGGCUUGACUAGCGGUGUCAUGGAUGUGAGAAAUCUGAGCUGGAAGCUUGCGCUCGUAUGCAAAGGCCUCGCUCCGCCUAGUCUUCUCGACACCUAUAGCGAGGAACGCGUUCCCGUCAUUGCUGAAAUGCUGAAGAUCACAACGAAGCUCGCUACUGCCACAUUCAAAGCCAAGCCUGACCCCGAGGCCUUCAAACGCCCCGCAACCCUGGGUCAGCUCGGGGUGCACUGUCGCUGGAGCUCGAUCGUGUACGAUGGGUUACGAGAGGGCGAGGUGAAGUUUGAAAGUACAAACCUCGCACCGCAAAGUACCUAUGGAGGCGACGGAGGCUCAAGGCUAGAGGCGGGCGAUCGCGCACCCGAUGCUCCGGGUCUUGUCAGCCUACGCGGAGAGACGGCGCUCUUCGACGUCUUUCAUGCUGCUCGGCACACCGUUCUUGUCUUUGGCCUGUCCCGAACCGAGACCGUUCGUGCAGCGGUUGAAAAGUAUCCAGAAGGCUACAUCGUGGUUGUGACACUGCUGCCAGAGGGGGCAGAGAAGCAGGCUGGCGCAUUUGUUGACUCGCAUGGCCAUGCCGCUCGUGCUUAUGGAAAGGAGUUGGGCGUGGCAGUGGCAAUCGUUCGUCCGGAUGGAGUGGUCGGCGCACUACUCAAGGCUGACGAAGGUGUUGAGAUAUACUUCUCCCGUAUCUUCAAGCACUGA